Molecule: messenger RNA, 5097 nt
Organism: Cephus cinctus (wheat stem sawfly)
Lineage: Eukaryota; Metazoa; Arthropoda; Insecta; Hymenoptera; Cephidae
Product: collagen alpha-5(IV) chain
Exons: 10
Coding region: 117-4550 (1477 amino acids)
Source: RefSeq, a predicted model, not a curated record
GGCGCGACUUCAGUCUACUGUUCGAACUUCACACAGCGAUAUAGUCAAAAGAUCAUCUUGCGCUGCGGUGAGCAAGUUGGGAGGAUGGCUUCUUAGAGAAUUCAACGACUAGCGAGAUGCUCGGCCGUGGGAAAUCCACCCUCUGCACCCUGGUGAUUGCAGCGAUCAUUCUGCAAGUUACACAGGCGCAAAAUAGCAGGGAGGGCAAGGAUCUCAUCUUCGACAUAAGCGACAAACAAAAGUCACAAUAUUUGAACCAAAACUUUGAUACGAACGCAUACAAUUAUGGAUACGAAGUUGGUCCUAAUGGACAGUUCCAUCACGAAGUACAUGGUCCUGAUGGGGUUACUUAUGGUUGUUAUGGAUACGUAGAUGCUUUUAACAAGCUCACGGCUACAUUUUAUCUAAGCGAUGGGUGGGGCUAUCGUAUCGUCCAUCCUGGAGACAAUGUAGAACUAUUCCUUCAUAAACAUGAACAUCACGAGCCGGGACAUGAUCAUCACGAGCAUGAUGAACACCACGAUCAUCAUGAUCAUCAUGGUAUCCUGACUGCAUGGAAGGAUUUGUAUUUCCCGCCAGUCUGUGGACAAUUCGAAGGUCUUAUCACGCGGCCAAUUAUUUCACCACCUACAAAACCAACUAUACCAGAUAAACCCGGAUCGACAGGUCCGGGAGGACCGACGGGACCAAUAGGUCCGACUGGACCAACAGGUCCGACAGGACCAACAGGCCCGAUUGGAGGUGAUGGUGGUAUAGGAGGAACUGGGUCACCUGGACCAUCGGGUCCUUGGCCAGAAGGACCAACAGGACCUGAUGGUGUUAUUCGUCCAGAAGCAGGACAACCUGGAUUUGGUGGUCCAAGUGGAAAACCCAAUAAACAAGAUGCACCGGGGUCAGAAAAACAUCCUCGGCCUAUAGGUUUUCCUGGAGGUCCAGGCACAUCAUUAAAUCCACCCAAACCAGGAACAUCUGGGAAACCACCUCAAUCAGGAGAAGUGCCCGGACUUCCAGGAUUUCCAGGUACACCCGGCGGUCCGGGAACGCCUGGCACUUCUGGUAGACCAGCAACUCCAGGAUUCCCAGGCAUUCCAGGUACUCCCGGUAAACCAGCAACAUCAGGAUUCCCAGGCAUCCCCGGUACUCCCGGUAGACCAGCAAUACCAGGAACUCCUGGUGUACCAGGCAUACCAGCAACUCCAGGAUUCCCAGGCGUUCCUGGUACUCCGGGUAGACCAGCAAUACCAGGAACUCUUGGUGUGCCAGUCAUACCAGCAACUCCAGGAUUCUCAGGCAUUCCUGGUAUUCCGGGUAGACCAGCAAUACCAGGAACUCCUGGUGUACCAGCAAUACCAGCAACUCCAGGAUUCCCAGGCGUACCUGGUACUCCGGGUAGACCAGCACUACCAGGAACUCCUGGUGUACCAGGCAUACCAGCAACUCCAGGAUUCCCAAGCAUCCCUGGUACUCCCGGUAGACCAGCAACUCCUGGAUUCCCAGGCGUACCUGGUAUUCCGGGUAGACCAGCAAUACCAGGAACCCCUGGUGUACCAGGCAUACCAGCAACUCCAGGAUUCCCAAGCAUCCCUGGUACUCCCGGUAGACCAGCAACUCCUGGUGUACCAGCGAUACCAGCAACACCAGGAAUCCCAGGCAUCCCCGGAACUCCCGGUAGACCAGGAAUACCAGGAACUCCUGGUGUGCCAGCCAUACCAGCAACUCCAGGAUUCCCAGGCAUCCCCGGGACUCCCGGUAGACCAGCAACACCAGGAUUCCCAGGCAUCCCCGGGACUCCCGGUAGACCAGCAACACCAGGAUUCCCAGGCAUCCCCGGGACUCCCGGUAGACCAGCAACACCAGGAUUCCCAGGCAUCCCCGGGACUCCCGGUAGACCAGCAACACCAGGAACUCCUGGUGCACCAGCCAUACCAGCGACUCCAGGAUUCCUAGGCGUUCCUGGUACUCCGGGUAGACCAGCCGUACCAGCGACUCCAGGAUUCCCAGCUACCCCCGGUACUCCUGGUAAACCAGCAAUACCAGGAACGCCUGGCGUACCAGCCAUACCAGCAACUCCAGGAUUUCCAGGCAUUCCCGUUACUCCAGGUGAACCAGCCAUACCCAGCACACCAGUAAUACCAGGCGUACCUGGAACACCAGGCAGACCAGCAAUACCAGGAACGCCAGGUAGACCUGCCAUACCAGGUACUCCAAACAUACCAGCUAUACCAGGAACACCAGAAAUACCAGCUAUACCAGGAACGCCGGAAAUACCAGCCGUACCAGGAACGCCAGGCAGACCAGCCAUACCAGGCACUCCAGGCAUACCAGCUAUACCAGGAACGCCAGGCAGACCAGCAAUUCCCGGAACACCAGGCAGACCAGCCAUACUGGGGACUCCAGGCAGACCAGCCAUACCAGGUACUCCAAACAUACCAGCUAUACCAGGAACACCAGAAAUACCAGCUAUACCAGGAACGCCGGAAAUACCAGCCGUACCAGGAACGCCAGGCAGACCAGCCAUACCAGGCACUCCAGGCAUACCAGCUAUACCAGGAACGCCAGGCAGACCAGCAAUUCCCGGAACACCAGGCAGACCAGCCAUACCCGGAACACCAGGCAGACCAGCCAUACCUGGAACACCAGGCAGACCAGCCAUACCCGGAACACCAGGCAUACCAGGUGUGCCAGGAACACCAGGCAGACCACCUCUACCUGGAACACCAGGAAUACCAGCCAUACCCGGAAUACCAGGCAGACCAGCCAUACCCGGAACACCAGGCAGACCAGCUGUACCUGGAACACCAGGAAUACCAGCCAUUCCCGGUACACCAGGCAGACCAGCCAUACCCGGAAUUCCUUCACAAUCAGGGGAAGCACCAGGCUCAUUAGGACAGUCAGGAAAUGCGGGUAUUCCAAGUAGACCAGGAUCAUCUGGAGUUCCAUUGCAGACAGGUCAAUCUGCAUAUCCCAAACCAGGAUCUUCAAAUUAUCCAGGGGCACCUAACGGCCCUAUUGGUGGAAUUGGACCCACAGGUGGUAUUGGGGGUAUAGGAGGCGAUGGCGGUAUUGGAGGUAUUGGAGGAACCGGACCUGAUGGUCCCGAUGGUCCUUGGCCAACAGGACCACCAGGACCAGAUGGACCAUGGCCAGGCGAUCCUGGAUAUGGAGCUGCAGAAAAACCAUCGAUACGUCCUCAAACCUCUGCGAACAGGCCUAAUGUACCUUAUACACCGAUAACGGCAGGAUCUUCAUUUCAGCCAGGUGUCCCAGGAAAUAAUGUUCUUGAACCGGCAAAAAAGCCCUCAUAUCAAUCACAAAAACCAGGGAGUCCAGGAAAACCUAACUACACACAAUUUAAACCCGACUUAUUAACUCAAUUAGAAACGCCUGAUAAACAAAAUAAUUUUGGACGCCCAUUAGUUCAGAACGGAGCACCAGAUGCUAAUAAACCUCAACAACCUGUUUACGGUCAAUUUGGUUUCCAACAGCAAGGGCAAUAUGGACAAAGUAAUAAUUACCAGCAAAAUAACAAAUACCAACAACAGCAAAUUACUAUAAGCACACCAGGGGAACCAGGUGAACCCGGUGAACUUGGAACACCAGGAACACCUGGGACACCAGGAAUAUCCGGAACACCGGGCACACCUGGUAGACCUGGGAAACCUGGAAAGCCUGCAAAACCUGGACAAUACGGUACGAUCGUAUUUGGAUCACAACAACAGGGACAACAGCAGCAACAACAUCAACAUCAACAACAAGGAUUAACUGAAAUACAACUCAGUCAAAUUAACCAUGGAGGAAAGCCAGGGGAUAGUCCAAAUCAGAUUGUCUUUCAACAGCAGGGCCAGUAUCAGCAAUCCUCUAGUUUCCAUGGAAGCAAUAACUAUCAACAACAACAUUUUUUCGCAAGUAACCAAAAUUUACCAGGAACACCAGUGGCAUCUAGUAAACCAAGUAGCUUCGGUGUAUCAGGUCCUAUUGUGAAUGGCGUACCAUCAUCAACACAUCAAGUUACUCAAGUUCAAACAAGCUUUCAAAAACCCGGAAUAUCAAACAUUGCGCAAUACCAAGAACUAAGUUCAGGAAUUGGUAAGCCAGGAAAACCAAACCAUAGCUUUAGUGCUAUUGGCGUGCAACCACCAGGAUCUGUGAAACCAAUUCCGUUUCCAGUAGGACCAGAUCCUCAAGCUUGUCCCUGUUACGUAGUAGAACCUAACAACACAACAGCGCCAGUUACGAGUACUACGCCCCCUGCAGCUUUAGUAGGUCAACUGGGCUUUAUUCCUGUUAUAUUUGUACCGUAUUGUCCCGGGGCUACUGCGAACAGUGACAAUAUGAAGAUGGUUUUCCCUUCAGCAACACCUGUACCCUACCCAUGCAACGUAUGUGGUCCCCAGGGUACUGGAUUCACAACAAAAUUCUUGAAUAUCGAGGAGCUGGGAAACCUCGAGCACUUGAAGAAGGCAUUGAGUCAGGCUAAUCUUGGAUAUCUAAAUGUUCCUGUGCAAAGUCUCACGCAUCGGCGGAAGGUAAAGAGGAGGAAAAUCGAAUGAGAUUCUAUAAGCAGCACCCGCUCGCAUCUUGAGCGUUAACUUAUUCAUUAUUGAAAGAAGUGGAAUUGGUGGAAUAAAGACGAAAAUGCCCGUCCGCCAGCUGCUGGACAGCUGAUGGAUGGCCAUAAAUGGCUGGAUGGCCGGGUCCAUUUCGAGGACUCUACUUGCAAUCAUACAUCACUAAUUAAAAAGAAGCGCUAUGGGUUUAUUUUAACUAAAUUUCAUAUGAAUAUUUCCAUACGCUUCUUCUGUAAGAAUCUUUCGUCACCUUGAUCGCGUCUUUAUUCAUUAAAUUCUGAGUGUUGCAUUAGACUAAGAGACAUUUGAAUCCCAUGAAUGAUAUUCAACUUUUGUCUGCUUAAAUGAUGCAUCCUGUAUUACAUAGGAAAAUGAAGAAAGUUUUUGUGCCUUCCGUGAAUAAAUAUUUAUUCACUUUUUUAAAGAAAUAAUUGUAUUUGGCAAUAAUAUUUUAUUUUGUGAUUUGAAACUUAAGAUGAUUUUAAAUGAUCAUUGAUAAAUAAAUUGUACAAUUUUACAGUUGUGUGUA